UUUUAUUUUUGGGUAAUGUUAAAAAUAUAAACUAAAUUGAUAAUUUUCGGUUAAUUUAUAAAAUUUAUAAAAUUUAUUAUUUUCAAAUUACAUAAAAAUAAAAUAUUAAAUUUAUUUUAUAUUUUUUAUAAAUUAUUUUUGUUUAAUUUGAUAAUAAAUAAUAAAAAUUAAAAAAAAAUUGACUUUGAUUUUUUAAUGAUUUUUAGGCUGACGAGGCAAUAACAUGGCGUGUUGACUAACGGUCAAUGGUGUUGACCAUCUAAAUUGACGGUCAAACUAGGUGUCAGGCCAAUUGAGUCUAUAUGUUACAUAGUUGAGGUCAGGAUGUUAAUUUUUAAAACCACGGGCAAAAAUUGAUUAUAUGAUCGUAGUUCAGACCAAAAUAAGAUAUUAACCCUAAAACAAUUAACAACUUCAAUAGAUCGAUCUUCAGAAUUGCAGCGGUGCCUAAAAAUAGAAACCUAACAUUCUUCCUUGUUUAUAAAAUGCCUUCUCUUCUACGAAUGUUUGGUGAAAUGUGGAAGUACGGGUCCAUUCACUUUCACAACGCUAGCUGGUCCAGUUUCUAAGAUCCUGGAAGAUCAUUGCUCUGGCCCUCCAAUGAUUAAUUUGAAUCACAUAUGUCCUCUCAACUCUGAUUUUGAGCAAACAAUCAUGUCUACGAGUUAUAUCAUUUGCCCGGUUUUAGUCCUUCCAUGAAUUAGUUACAAACUCGUCGUUGACAUUAACUCGACCCUAGUAAGUACGUUCUAGAUGGCUCACAAGCCAUAUAUUGAUGAGAACUUGCAUUUUAGUAUUUUGAAUUAUUGUCGUUUUAUUAUUAUUCGGAUUAUUGAGACUAUUCGGGAAUUGGGGAAUAAUUGAUAGAUCGGGUAGUAGUAGGGAAUUAGCCAUUUUUAUAUAAACUACUUGUACGUGGGAUUAGAGAACUAAGCAAAGAUUAAACCUAAAGCCUAAUUUCCCACUCUCUCUCUUCCUCUCUCCCAAUUUCGGUCGGCCUCUUUCGACCCAACCCAACUCAUCAGUCACCGGGAAGAGCGGACAACAAGGGGUCCGCGUGCUGGAAAGGGUCAUAUGGAGCGCCAGAAGCUCCUGGAGGGUACCCAGACCAACACGGCAGCUAUCAUGGAUACUACGGACCUGGGAACCCGAAUCGAGGGCAGGGAUUCUCGCACGGGCAGCCAUGGAGGACAUCGGGUGAGGACAUGUAUGGUUCGUAUUACCAUACUUAUGAGGGAACAGAUGGCAGAGUUUUCCGAGUUAAACCUCCUACCAUUGAGUUUCCAAAAUUCAAUGGGCAAGAGGACGCAAGUCUCUGGUUGUAUGCAGCUGAGCGGUGGUUUAAAAACCACCCGAUUCCAGAGGAGAGGAAAGCUUAUCUGAUAUCCUUCUACUUGGAGGGAGACGCGCUGCAGUUGUGCGAGUGGAUGGAGAGAUCCUACGCGGCAGUUGAGACCUUGAUCACCUGGCUCAUGUUUUAGGAGGAGCUCCGAUACCAGUUCGGAAAAUUAGAAGGGUGGGCACCAAAGCAGCUCGCAAAGCUGAAACAGUGCAGGGGAGUGCCAGAGGACACUCUGGUUGGGUUGUGCAUGGCGGGCCUCAAGCCCGAGAUAGCAACGACAGUCAGAGUAUUCGAGCCAGAUUCUCUGAAGGCUAUUUUUCGUCUUGUAGGUCACAAAGAGGAAGAACUUGCCAGUUGGAGGAGCACCAUUGGCCGUUACCUGAGGCCAAAUGGAGGGGGGCAGCGGAAGUAGUGGAGCUGGUGGCAGCGGGGGAGGAUCCGCGGCGGGAAAUGUCUCUGGAGCUAAUACCGGGAGUGGGAAUGCGCCACCAGUGGCCAGAGUGGGGCCGCAGGCCAUACCAAAAGGGUUCGUGCAACUCACUCCGGCUGAGGUGGAACAAAAGAGGCGGGAGGGCAAGUGCUUCAACUGUGAUGGUCGGUUCACCAUUGGCCAUCAGUGCCCGAAGCCGGAGCUGAUGAUGCUUGUCGGACGCUGGGAAGACGAAGCCAAGGAUGCCGCUGAGGACGUCGGGAAUGGCGAAAAGGAGAACCAGUGAGCUGGAGGAACAACCUUGGGGACAAUGUUGCUUUUCGAAGAAAGCGGGGAUGAUGAGAACUUGCAUUUUAGUACUUUAAAUUAUUGUCGUUUUAUUAUUAUUCGGAUUAUUGUGACUAUUCGGGAAUUAGGGAAUAAUUGAUAGAUCGAGUAGUAGUAGGGAAUUUGUCAUUUUUAUAUAAACUACUUGUACGUGAGAUUAGAGAACUAAGCAAAGAUUAAACCUAAAGCCUAAAUUCCCACUCUCUCUCUCCCUCUCUCCCAAUUUCGGCCCGACCCUUUUCCCUCUCUCCUUCGCCAGACUGCCCCCCCCCCCCCCCCCCCCCCCCCCUCGAUUUCCCUCCCCUUCCUCCUUUCUAUGACACAAGAGAUCAAUUCAUGAUUGAUCAAUCCCAAUCCCUAGAUAGGACCCAAUCCACCAGGCUCUAUCAUAUAUAUGGAAAGAUCAUAUUUUGCCACCAUUUUAGGAGGGUGAACGACUAACGUGUUGAUCAUCUAAAAUGCGUUUACUUAACAUAGACCGAUGGUUGACCUAUAUAUAUUUGAAUUAAAUGUUUAGCACAGA
This is a messenger RNA of Linum trigynum, 2622 nucleotides long. Lineage: Eukaryota; Viridiplantae; Streptophyta; Magnoliopsida; Malpighiales; Linaceae. The record is from the annotation of a GenBank genome assembly.